Molecule: messenger RNA, 1920 nt
Organism: Propithecus coquereli (Coquerel's sifaka)
Lineage: Eukaryota; Metazoa; Chordata; Mammalia; Primates; Indriidae
Gene: EFL1
Product: elongation factor Tu GTP binding domain containing 1
Exons: 15
Coding region: 109-1920 (603 amino acids)
Biological process (GO): cytosolic ribosome assembly
Cellular component (GO): cytosol; ribonucleoprotein complex
Molecular function (GO): GTP binding; ribosome binding; GTPase activity
Source: RefSeq, a predicted model, not a curated record
CGGGCGUUCCAGACUCGCGGAGUUCUCAGCGUCUCCGCGCUUGGGGUGGCCGCGUCGGGAAGAGCUGAGCGGGGCUGGAGCGGCGGCCGGAGCCGGAAAUAAGUAACCAUGGUGCUCAAUAGUUUGGAUAAGAUGAUUCAACUCCAGAAAAACACUGCCAACAUCAGGAAUAUCUGUGUUUUGGCUCAUGUUGACCAUGGAAAAACUACUUUGGCUGACUGUCUUAUAUCUAGCAAUGGAAUCAUCUCCAGCCGCCUGGCAGGCAAGUUACGGUACAUGGACAGCAGAGAAGACGAGCAGAUCCGAGGGAUCACUAUGAAAUCCAGCGCCAUUUCACUGCAUUAUGCGACAGCUAAUGAGGAGUACCUGAUUAAUCUGAUAGACUCUCCAGGACAUGUGGAUUUUUCCUCAGAAGUGUCAACAGCUGUUCGCAUUUGCGACGGGUGCAUUAUCGUGGUGGAUGCCGUGGAAGGAGUCUGUCCGCAGACACAGGCAGUUCUGCGACAAGCCUGGCUUGAAAACAUCCGUCCAGUUUUAGUGAUUAAUAAGAUAGAUCGCUUGAUAGUGGAACUGAAAUUCACCCCACAGGAGGCCUAUUCGCACCUCAAGAAUAUUCUAGAACAGAUUAAUGCACUCACAGGAACUCUUUUUACUUCUAAAGUCCUAGAAGAAAGAGCAGAGAGAGAGACUGAAUCCCGGGUGAAUCCAAAUUCUGAACAAGGAGAGCAGGUGUAUGACUGGAGCACUGGCUUGGAGGACACAGACGAUUCUCACCUUUACUUCUCUCCAGAACAGGGAAAUGUGGUGUUUACCAGUGCAAUAGAUGGAUGGGGCUUUGGAAUUGAACACUUUGCCAAAAUCUAUAGUCAAAAGAUUGGCAUCAAAAAGGAAGUUCUUUUGAAAACCUUGUGGGGAGAUUAUUACAUGAAUAUGAAGGCUAAGAAGAUUAUGAAGGUUGAUCAGGCUAAAGGAAAGAAACCUUUAUUUGUACAGUUGAUCCUGGAAAAUAUAUGGAGUUUGUAUGAUGCUGUCUUGAAAAGGGACAAAGAAAAAAUUGAUAAAAUAGUGACUUCUUUAGGAUUAAAAAUUGGAGCCCGGGAGGCACGACAUUCAGAUCCUAAAGUUCAGAUCAAUGCCAUUUGCAGUCAGUGGCUACCCAUAUCCCAUGCUGUUCUUGCUAUGGUGUGCCAAAAACUUCCUAGUCCCCUUGACAUCACUGCUGAGAGAGUGGAGAAACUGAUGUGUGCAGGAUCACAGAUGUUCGACUCUCUUCCACCAGAAACUCAAGCACUGAAAGCAGCUUUUAUGAAAUGUGGAAGUGAGGACACUGCUCCAGUUAUUAUCUUUGUUUCCAAAAUGUUUGCAGUUGAUGCUAAGGCCUUGCCUCAGAAUAAGCCAAGGCCUCUCACUCAGGAAGAAAUUGCUCAGAGACGUGAGCGUGCAAGACAGAGGCAUGCAGAGAAGCUUGCAGCAGCACAGGCGCAGGUACCCCUGGAGCCCACUCAAGAUGGGCGUGCCCUUGACGCAAGUCCAAAGGGAGAAGAGCCAAGAGGUGAUGAGCAACAGGUGGAAAGUAUGACCCCUAAGCCUGUGCCCCAGGAAGAAAACAACCAAGAGUCUUUUGUUGCAUUUGCUCGAGUGUUCAGUGGUAUAGCCCAAAGAGGAAAGAAAAUUUUUGUCUUGGGGCCCAAAUACAGUCCUGUUGAAUUUUUAAAACGGGUACCACUAGGCUUCUCAGCUCCGCCAGAUGAGCUCCCCGCAGUCCCCCACCUGGCAUACUGCACUCUGGAAAGACUGUAUCUUCUGAUGGGAAGGGAACUGGAAGAGCUAGAGGAGGUGCCUCCGGGAAAUGUGCUAGGUAUGGCGGCGUUGUGUAUAUGUGUCUAUUCCAUUCUGAGGGAUUACCUAGCGUGUCACUAA